AUGUAUUCAGAUAGAAAACAUUGUCGGACAUACUCCGAACACGUAAAUUAUUUAUUACCAAAUAUAAAAUUUUUAGUAAAUUUAUGUAAAAAUGAUUAUGAAAUUAUAUGCAGUGGAGCUGUCGUACAUCGUUAUUGGGUGAUUACAGCUGCAACAUGUUUUACCAAAGAUUACAAUUCUAAUGAUAAUAUUACAGUGGCCACAUAUUUUAUAACACGGUCCUAUAUACCUCGUAAUGUUAAUGAAGAUUAUAAAAAACGUCAAUUUCAUAUAAAAGAUGCAUUUAUACACCCAUUUUUUAAAAAUGACUCUAAUUCAAAUAAUAUUGCAUUACUUAAGAUGGCAGAACCAGUAACUGACGCGUAUACAACAUCUAUAAAGCUUCCACCUAGGAUUUUUAUUUUACAUCCAGCAAUUAAUUGUACUACGAUAGGAUGUACAAUAAACAAAGAGAUAAUGAAGACCCAAUCAAAUGAAACAUGUACAUUGAUGGAAGGAAGUGUUUUAAUAUGUUUCCCAAACGUUCAUUAUAUGCAAAGUAUUUUAGUCGAAGGCAAUCAAAGUUUAUUUGUAGAUUUAGGAAGAUUUCGAGAAUGGAUUGAGGAUACUGUACUUGGAAUUGAUCAAUUUAAUGUUAUACAUUCAUUUGACAAGUGGGUGAGUAUUCGAAAUAAGUUUCGUAAUAUCGCUCUUCUAAUUAUACUUAAGAUAGUGACAGAAGAAAAACAAAAGAAACAAUUUUUACAAUUUGCCAAAAUUGGAUUCUUUGUGCCAUUACAAAGUUCAUGA
This is a messenger RNA of Chrysoperla carnea, 789 nucleotides long. RefSeq lists its product as uncharacterized. The record is from RefSeq and is a predicted model, not a curated record. The transcript is spliced from 5 exons. Gene Ontology annotation, biological process: proteolysis. Lineage: Eukaryota; Metazoa; Arthropoda; Insecta; Neuroptera; Chrysopidae. Gene Ontology annotation, molecular function: serine-type endopeptidase activity. Bases 1 to 789 code for a protein of 262 amino acids.